Messenger RNA from Monoraphidium neglectum, 783 nucleotides. RefSeq lists its product as hypothetical. Gene Ontology annotation, cellular component: membrane. NCBI's taxonomy places the organism in Eukaryota, Viridiplantae, Chlorophyta, Chlorophyceae, Sphaeropleales, Selenastraceae. The coding region runs from base 1 to 783 and encodes 260 amino acids. The transcript is spliced from 8 exons. The record is from RefSeq and is a predicted model, not a curated record.
AUGUUCAAGCUGGUGUAUCCGAAGUUGUGGGACCCAGUUAAGCUCCACGACUGGUUCAACCUGGUCGUGAUCGCACUGCUCAAUGCCCUCAACAUCUCGUACCUGAUCACCGGCGAGGGUUUCACUGUUUUCUGGACCACCACCAUGCUCUACUUCCUGUUUGACACCGUUUUCGUUGGCAUCUACCCCCAGAGCGUGAAGAGCCCCGUGGUGAUCCUGAGCCACCACCUGUGCACCGCCCUGUACAUGCUCAUACCUUACAACUACCCGCAGUACCACUGGUGCAUGGCGUACUGCAUGCUGGUGGAGGUCAACACGUGGCUGCUCAUCGCGCGGCGCUGCAUCGGGGGCAAGCCCAUAGAGCUCGCAUUCUACGUCACAUGGGUCGGCCUGCGCAACGUGUUUUACCCCUACCUGAUCUGGGCGUUCUACAAGGAGUGGCGCAGCGAGACGGUCAUAUGCGGGUCGCCCUGGAACCCCAUCCUCAUCACGCCGCUGCUGCAGGCGAGCUGCGGCAUCCACGGCGCGCGGGGGGGAGGAAAUUGCGCGCGUGCGACAAUGCGCGCCGCCUGGCGAGCGAGCGCGGCGGCAGGCUGGGCCUUCCUGACGGGCCUCAACUACCACUGGACGCUCCAGCUGGUGCUCAAACUCAUGCGCCCGGGCGGCAAGGGAGCAGCAGCGCCUUGUCAGCGCUCGCAGACGCCCGGCCGCGCGGGCCGGGCCCCGAAAGGCGCGCCUGACGCCGCCGCAGACGGCGCCGCCGUCAAGAGCCACUUCCUCUGA